ACAUGGUGUAGUGCCGAGUUGUUUUUGUGUGUUUCGAUUAAAAAGAAAUAAGGCCGCUCUGCUCUGUAUGACACCAGUGUCCUCUAGCUUACGACGGAACGGAAGAGCGUGUGAUUUCCGCACUACCAGACAUAUAAUGCAAACCGGUUAUAGCGUCAGCCUACGUCACUGCGUCACCGGUUACGCCACUGCGUCCUUUUCCUUCGUCUCGGUUGGUGUCUUUUUUAUCAAAGGAAAACAAAGUCCGUCAGCGUUUGAAUCGCAGGUUAAUUAGCAUAGAAGAAACUUCUCUUGCUCGAAUCGCGUAUUUAAUCUUAACCCGGAGAGAGACUCUAACGCCACGGUAAGAAGACAUGAGCUGUAUGGGUUGGAUUGUAAAUAAAAAUGUAAUCAAACUAGGUCGUUGUUGCUGUGGUAUCGCCUAACCUCGUUCCAGGCGUUCGCUCUCAUGACGGAACUCCUGGAACGGGAUGCUCCGAAUGAGCGUUAUUGGCGAGAGAGGGCGGGACUUUCAGUUGCGUGGGCUUAGCGGCUGGAAUGAGGGACAUCCGUUUUCGUUGCAUGUUUUGGAUAUGGAUGUGACUAAUUUGUCGUGAAAGCUCCACAUUUAUUCUUGAUGUUCUUGUAGUUCUUGUCAUGUUCUUAUACUUCUCUCUCUCUUGGGACUAAUUCCUUCCGUAAACACUUUAUAGAAACUAAGAGACCGGAAAUGUCCUUUGCUGCACACCGGGAUAACGCUACAAAUCAGGAUCCGCUCUCAGGCUAGGUAUACCCUAGCUAAGCUACGCUGUCAAACUCCGUCUAUUUGCUGGAGCAGUUGACUCUGUUCAAGUGACGGCUAGCCUCGCUAUCACAACAACAGCUCGUAUUGUUAUCAUUUAUCUCUGCCAGUCACGAGAAACCUCCAUUUUACCUCGACUCUGCGUUUGUGGCGAACCUUAUGCCUUCAUUAAUGGCCUUGGACUAGAUGUCAGGUAUCAUUACAUCCUUCAAAAGUAUAAUUAAUUCGGCAAAUAAAAGCUAGCGUUUCGAUGCUAUCGAUGGGAAACACAACUGGGUAGCAGGUAUGCUAUUGGUUAGCUCCGUUGGCUAGACCAGUCCAAAAAAUGAUAUAAUACAAAAAACCUGCACGCUUAUUUGCAUUGUCGUCAACGAAACAAGAAUUUAUAUCUAACGUUUUACAUCUAUAAAGAUGUAUCUAUAUCUCUUGUUUGUUUUGCAUGACAUGAAUUGAUCGACCUACAAACAAAGAGGCAGGUUUGACAACUCUCCUAAUGCUGCACCAGCAUUGACGAAUCCUUCUUUACUCCUCGAGGAUGGCUAGCUGCGGCGAGGUGGACCACUCUAUGAGCUCGCACCCGUCCAGCAGGAAGGGUGGCGGCGGCGGCGGCGGUGGCGGUGGCGGCGGCGGUGGCAGCGGCGGCGGCGGCGAGUCGUCCUGCUCGGCCUCCAGCGGCCCGCCGCCCGCCCUGCCGCCCGUGCCCGAGUGCGCCAUCUGCCUGCAGAGCUGCGUCCACCCGGUGCAGCUGCCCUGCCGCCACGUCUUCUGCUACCUCUGUGUGAAGGGCGCCUCCUGGCAGAGCAAGCGCUGCGCCCUCUGCCGGCAGGAGGUCCCCGAGGACUUCCUGGAGAGGCCCACCCUCCUCUCCCCCGAGGAGCUGAAGGCGUCGGCGGCGGGGGGGCGGGGCGGCGCGGCGGGCGACCACGCCUGGUACUACGAGGGCCGCAACGGCUGGUGGCAGUACGACGAGCGCACCAGCCGCGAGCUGGAGGACGCCUUCGCCAAGGGCAAGAAGACGGCCGAGAUGCUGAUCGCCGGCUUCCUGUACGUGGCGGACCUGGAGAACAUGGUGCAGUACCGGCGCAACGAACACGGCCGCCGGCGCAAGAUCAAGCGGGACGUCGUGGACAUCCCCAAGAAGGGGGUGGCGGGGCUUCGCCUGGACGCCGAGGGCGGUCUGAGCGGCCGCGAGAGCUCCGCCGACGGCGCGGACAUGGCUGCGGCGGCGGCGGCGGCGGCGGCUGCGGCGGCGGCGGUUGCGGUCGGACAGCCACAGGGGGCGGGGCUUCCCGCUAGACCGCCUGCCUCUCUCGGCGCCCGGGCCGGCAGGGGGACCCCCUCCCUGGCGGACGCCCUGGCCCAGCUCCAGAUCAGCCCCGAACCGGGACCACCCCGGGAGAGGGCGGAGUCCGGGGAGGGAGAGGAGGAGGACGAGGAGGAGGAGGAGGAUGAUGAAGAGGAAGAGGAGGAGGAGGAGGCCUCGCCCUCCGGGUCUUCGGACCGGCACACCUCCGUGGACGAGUCCGGCUCCGCCGACUGGAGCGACGACGACGACGAUGAGGAGGAGGAAGGGAGAGCUGAGGGGGGCGGGGGGGUGGAGAGGAGGCAUAGACUGAGCCCGGAAGACAGAGCUCCUCCGGGGGCCGAGUCCGCGGCCUCCCCGCCCCCGUCUGCCAGCAGCGGAGGCAGGUCCAGGAUGCCCGAUGGCCAGUGCACAGUGACUGAGGUGUAGCACGGACGGGGCUCGCCCUCCAGCGGCUGCGUUUCAUUCCAUUAAUUUAUUGCCGGAAGGCCCGUUACGGUUACGGUUACGGUUUGGUUUGGUUUGGUUUGGUAGUUGUGUGUUUCUUUUUUUGGACUCAGACAUGAUGUGGACAGGGGGUUGUUUGUUGAGUAGUAACGGGGGCGCGUUGCUCGGUCACAAUGAAUAACCUAUUUAUUUGAUUUCAAAACCGUUGGUUUUAGGGGUUUUGUGCCUGCGCUGCCAUAUUGUGGAUUCAAGUUGUGCGCGAGUUAUGGAUAAUUUAGCUGGUCGUUCUCGGUGACAUUCCUAUCCAGGUUUGUCGUGGGGGGGGGGGGGGGGAAACAAGGAAAGCAUGCAACAAAUGAGUCCCAGGUCCAUCAUAGUAAAAUGCAGUUUCAAGCCUUCAAACCUUUUUGGCUGGACGGUUUUCCUUUCGGCACCUGGAGGGGAAAACUCUUGUGACAUGGUUCCGGUGUUUAUCAGCCAAAACAUUCUUACAAAUACACAGUUAACCAUAGCCACAGCUCCGGGGUAUGCCGUAGAAGUUGGUGAUAUGCAAGGUAGAGCCUAAAGGACGUUGAACGUUUGCUGUCCCUGAGACGUUGUCGUGAAGGUUUAUUCAUAGUUGAACUCCACUUAGAACUCCACCGGGCAUCAGGCGCAAGGUCACCUCGCCCUCCUCCUCAUCUUAACCCCUUCUUAGAAUUGUUUAAUGAUUGAAGCCUUAUUUGAUUUAAAAUGGGAUUGGGGAGGAGGGGUUGAUUGAUCUAAACCAUUGUGGAAUGAACCUGUUGAUCUGUCGACAUGUAUGCUCACACCUUACAUGUUUCGUGGUGCCGAGUUGUGAUCUCUAAAAAACCCAACUCAUGGUAAUUGGUUCUACUGUAACUAAAUGCUCACCAUGGGAAUGCAAUGCAUAUUCCUCUUUUAGAUUCCUGGUGGAUAUUUUUCAUUGGGAACGUUUAAAGAUAUGAUCUCGCCUCAAUGUGAUUACUGUCCCGACGACACGUAUUGAUGUGUGUCAAGAGUUGAAUGUCUUUGGAGUGGUCUCUCUUAUCAUUUGGAAGGGGCAGUGGCCCUCACGCUUUGUUCUGGUGGAAACCAAGGGUUUUUAACUGUGCAGAGGCUAGAUGAUAUCAUGCAUUCUUACUUCAUGGUUCAGUCUAAAUAAUGUACUUUUUGUGUGUGUGUGUGUGUUUGGUUUUGUCUUUUCGGUUAUAAAUGCUAUUGUGUCCAAAUCAUCUAGUGAACAGAUAUUUCCAAUUGAAAGCCACUUGCGGAAGUUUUAACAUUAUUUUUGUAUUUGUCUCUGCAUUACACAUUGUCAUUUUGAUUUAGACUUCUGUUUGAAAAAAAUAAAGUAUACUAAACCCUCUCCUGCUUUUGUUUUUACUAGGAAAUCUUACAUGCUAUGUAAUUUCUUUAAGGGGAAUUUCAUCAACUGAAUCCCCAUAAUAAGAUAUUGCUCUAUUUCCUCUAGUAGUAUAGU
Gadus chalcogrammus (walleye pollock) is the source of this 4014-nucleotide messenger RNA. RefSeq names its product ring finger protein 146 (gene rnf146). The record is from RefSeq and is a predicted model, not a curated record. The transcript is spliced from 3 exons. Lineage: Eukaryota; Metazoa; Chordata; Actinopteri; Gadiformes; Gadidae. Gene Ontology annotation, biological process: ubiquitin-dependent protein catabolic process; Wnt signaling pathway. Gene Ontology annotation, molecular function: zinc ion binding; ubiquitin protein ligase activity; poly-ADP-D-ribose binding. Bases 1317 to 2513 code for a protein of 398 amino acids. Gene Ontology annotation, cellular component: nucleus; cytoplasm.